AUGUUAAGAGCCACUCUUUUACGUACACCAAGACAAUUGAUUUGUAAAUCAUCAAGGGCGCCCUUCUCCAUCGCCGCCAGAGCCUCCUUUCCUCAUUUAAAGAACAAUCAAGAUGAAGCUGAAAAAAAAGAACAGGGUUUGUUUGAUAGCAACAAGGAGAAACUGGACACAUUGGAGCACGGAAAAAAUCCAGAUUAUAAGCAACCUGGAAUGGAAGAUUUGAAAAAGAAGGGAGAUGACGCUAGAAUCGAACAAAACAGGCCAGAUGACGGUGUUUAUUGA
This is a messenger RNA of Saccharomyces paradoxus, 282 nucleotides long. RefSeq names its product Fmp16p (gene FMP16). NCBI's taxonomy places the organism in Eukaryota, Fungi, Ascomycota, Saccharomycetes, Saccharomycetales, Saccharomycetaceae. Bases 1 to 282 code for a protein of 93 amino acids. The transcript has a single exon. The record is from RefSeq and is a predicted model, not a curated record.